Phaedon cochleariae (mustard beetle) is the source of this 981-nucleotide messenger RNA. Lineage: Eukaryota; Metazoa; Arthropoda; Insecta; Coleoptera; Chrysomelidae. The record is from the annotation of a GenBank genome assembly.
AUGGGGUCCUUUAUUAUAUUCGCUGUUGCAUUCAUAGCUGUUGAAGCUUUAUCCUUCAAGGAAGAAUGGAUUGAUUUCAAGAUGAAACAUGGAAAAUCCUACGACCCAAAAGAAGAAGCCCAUCGCUAUUCAAUUUUCCAAUCCAACAUGUUAACUAUAGCAAACCACAACAGAAAAUAUGAAAAUGGCGAGUCCACGUUCGAGAUGGGAAUCAACAACUUCGCCGAUCUGACUCCCGAAGAAUUUCUGGCCAUGAUCAGCAACCCCUACAUAUGGAACACCACUUUGGAAGUCGAGCAAGCCAGUUUCAAUGACGUCAUGGGUACGGAUAUACCCGAAGAGGUCGACUGGAGGAAAAAAGGAGCUGUCACUGCAGUCAAAAAACAAGGACGCUGUGGAUCAUGCUGGAGUUUCAGUGCAACUGGAACAAUCGAAGGCCAAUACUUCAUCAAAGAAGGAAAACUGGUCUCUCUGAGCGAACAGCAAAUGGUAGACUGCGCAACAAAGGAAACAUACAAGUGUGGCGGCUGUAAAGGUGGUUACGUGAACAAGGCUUUGAAGUAUGCAGCGGACAAUGGCAUGAUGUUGGAAAAUUCUUAUCCUUACAAGGCGAAACACCAAUCGUGUCAGUACAAUAAGUCGCAAGUCGCUGUCAAGACUUCCUCCUACAAGUCGGUGAAGAAAGGAGAUGAAAAUGAACUGAAGAAGGCUGUGGCACUUGUAGGACCUAUCUCUGUUUGUAUUACUGCGACAAAAAACUUCCACCUCUACAAAUCUGGUGUUUUUGAUGAUGAAACUUGUAACAGAAAGCGUAUAAACCAUGCAGUUCUGGUUGUUGGAUACGGUUCUUUGAAUGGCAACGACUAUUGGAUCGUGAAGAAUUCUUGGGGUGCCCAUUGGGGACAACAUGGUUACAUCUUGAUGUCACGGAAUAAAGAUCAAUGUGCUAUAGCAUAUCAUGCAGUGUAUCCAGUCUUGUAA